GAGUGGUAUGAAACAAGCUAAUCUUAGUAGAGGAAACGACUUUACUACGGCGUUGGCGAUGGGUGUGUUUCCGGAGUAGAUGACGUUGACGGUCAAAAUCGAAAGACUUCAGAAAGACCGAUGUCGAGCUAGCAAGCAUGCUUAUUUGCUAACGUUAGCUUGCUUGCUAACUGGCUGCACAGCAGGUAAACCCACCAUCGAGAAGAAGGACCGUGUCAUUCAUGACGACCUGCUUAGCAACCGCAACCAUGACGACGCAGAUAACUUUGAUUAUGACCAUGAAGCGUUUCUUGGACAGGAUGAGGCCAAGACCUUCGAUCAGCUCACACCUGAAGAGAGCAAGGAGAGAUUGGGUAUGUUGGUAGAGCGUAUAGAUGAGGAUAGGAAUGGUUAUGUGUCAGUAGAGGAGAUGAAGAAGUGGAUCAAACACAGUCAGAAGAGGUGGAUCUAUGAUGAUGUGGACCGCCAGUGGAAAGGUCAUGACCUUAACGGAGAUGGACUGGUGUCCUGGGAGGAGUACACAAAUGCUACAUACGGAUACAUGCUGGAUGAUCCAGACCCAGAAGAUGGCUUCAGCUACAGACAGAUGAUGUCACGUGAUGAGAGGAGAUUCAAAAUGGCUGACCUGGACGCUGACCUGAAUGCCAAUAAAGAGGAGUUUACAGCCUUCCUCCAUCCUGAGGAGUAUGACCAUAUGAAGGAUAUAGUUGUACUGGAGACCAUGGAGGACAUUGAUAAAAACGGAGACGGCUUCAUAGAUCUGGAGGAGUACAUAGGUGACAUGUAUAACCAGGAGGGUGAUCCUUCAGAGCCAGAGUGGGUGAAGACAGAACGAGAACAGUUUACUGAGUUCAGAGAUAAAAACAAAGAUGGCCGCAUGGACAGGGAGGAGACCAGAGACUGGAUCCUCCCUUCAGACUACGACCAUGCAGAGGCAGAAGCCAAACACCUGGUCUACGAGUCAGAUAACGACAAGGACGGCCGUCUGACCAAGGCAGAGAUCGUAGAGAAGUAUGACCUCUUCGUUGGCAGCCAGGCUACUGACUUUGGAGAAGCCUUGGCAAGACAUGAUGAAUUCUAAUCCUCCACUUCCCACACAGGGUUGGGCUCAAUUCAGUCAUGGAGUUGAAAUCCCAAUUAAAAAGAAGUGCACUAUAUGGAGAAUAGGGUGACGUUUGAGACGGAGCGUUUCACUCCAAUGCCUAGGAUAAUAAUUGGAUUUCCUGGCCUAUUAUAGUGAAUACAUCACUUUGUACUAAGUAGUGUACGAGUUUGGACAUCAAGACACACCUCCUGGUUUGGCUCCACCUCCACCAUCCUCUCGUCCAAUCCGGACAAUGGAAAGGAUAUACAGUAUUUCCUUUGUCUUCGUUUGCAGAUCAACUUUGUUUUUGUAAAAAGUGACAGAAUACAGAUGUUAGUGUUUGUUUUGGUAGCCUUGUUUGAACAGUGUGUCAGGUGUGCAAUGAAGGGCAGAACUGUGCAUCUUGUGGUCAUUUCAGUUUUCAAUUCAGGAAGUGAGUAAAAAUUCAAUAGAAAACAAACUGAAUUGAUCCCAACCCUGGUAUGUGUUCUGCUAUGCACUAUGAUGGGGAGAUGUACAGUGCCCUCCACUAAUAUUGGCACCCUUGGUGAAUAUGAGCAAACGGGCUGUGAAAAAAAAAAAAAUGUAUUUGUUUAUCCUCAUGGUCUUUCUUUCAAAAUAUUCACACAAAUCUAACCUUUAAUUAAAGUAAAAUAAUUUGAAAAAAAUAUAGAGAAAUAUUUGCUUUAUGUGUGCCACAAUUAUUGGCUCCCCUUCAUUCAAUACUUUGUGCAACCUCCCUUUGUCACGAUAACAGCUCUGAGACUUCUCCUAUAAUACGUAAUGAGGUUGGAGAACACAUGGCAAGGGAUCUGAGACCAUUCCUCCAAACAGAAUCUCUCCAGAUCAUUCAGAUUCUGAGGUCCAUGCUUGUGGACUCUCUUCAGCUCAUCCCACAGGUUUUCUAUGGGGUUUAGGCCAGGGAACUAGGAUGGCCAUGGCAAAACCUUGAUUCUGUGGUCAGUGAACCAUUUUUGUGUUGAUUUUGAGUAGUGCUUUGGAUCAUGUACUGCUGGCCAUGGCCCAGUUUAUAUCUGCUGGUACUUGUCCAUGAUACCAUGUUUCCUAAAAAGUUGUCCAGGACCUUUGUAAGAAAAACAGCCCAACAACAUCAAAGAUCCACCACCAUACUUCAUAGUGGGGAUGAGGUACUUUUUUACAUGGCUAUCUUUCGGUCUAUGCCAGACCUACCUCUGGUGUUUGUUUCCAAAAAGCUCUAAUUUGGUCUCAUCUGACCCUAGAACCCAGUUCCAUUGAAAGUUCCAGUAAAGUUUUGCAAAAUGUAGGCACUUGAGUUUGUUUGAUAGCAAAGGCUUUUAUAUGGCAACCCUCCCAAACAACUUGUGGUUAUGUAGGUGUGUCUGAUUGUAGUUUUGGAGACUUUCGGACCCCAAGACCCAACUAACGUCUGCAAUUCUCCAGCUGUGAUCCUUGGAGAUUUUUUUGGCCACUCGACCCAUCCUCACUGUGCGUGUGGUCAAUAUAGACACACGUCUUCUUCCAGGCUGAUUGUUAACAUCUCCUCUCCAGUUGCUUUAAACUUCUUAAUUAUUGACCUGAUAGUGGAAAUAGGCAUUUUCAACCAUUGAGCUAUUUUAUUAUAGCUAUUUCCUGAUUUGUGCAGCUCAAAAACCUUUUGUCACAUCAUUACUGUAUUCUCUGGUCUUUCCCAUAGUGAUUGAUGGGGAUUUGGCCUGUGUGUCACCUCAUAUUUAUACCCCAGUGAAAUGGGAAUUCAUGGCUUACCACUUGUGUUCCUAAUCACUCAGGUAAACUUAAUGUAAAAUAUUAACGUGAAUAUACUUCAUUUAGAUUUUACUUAUAAGAAUUUCUAGGAGUGCCAAUAAAGGCUCGAGGGGGUGUAGUAUAUGGCCAAUAUACCACGGCUAAGGGCUGUUAUUAUGCGCAACGCAGAGUGCCUGGAUACAGCCCUUGCCGUGGUGCCUUAUUGCCAUUAUAAACUGGUUACCAACGUAAUUAGAACAUAAAAAAUAAAUGUUUUGUCAUAACCGUGGUAUACGGUCUGAUAUUCCACAGCUGUCAGCUAAUCAGCAGUCAGGGCUUGAACCACUCAGUUUAUAAUUACAAAUAAUUUGUGGACUGCAAAUUGACUGCAAUAAGCACAAACACACAUUUGACUAAAACAAUCAUUUCAAACCUUGCUUACAUUUGUAUACGAUCACGUGUCUAUUAUGCAUGGGUAUACUUGGGAACAGAUUUCUUAAAUCAAAGUCAGUUGGACCUAAUUUCCUAGUGUUUUUACAGUCUUAUGUAUGACAAUGUAAAAAAAAAUAUGUCAUUUUUUUUGUGCUCAGAAAACUCGGGCUGCUUGCCACCAGUUGGGAAACACUGUGUGGUAGCUCAUGGAGUGGGCCUCAUCAAAGCCUCAUGAAGACUGUUUGGACGCGUGCAAUACAACAUCACCAUAGGGACUGGGGUGUGUGUCAGCCAAUAGCGGUCCUGUGUGCAGGUUUUAGUUCCUACAUGUGUGUAGGAGCUUGGCUCAAUUAGGGGUUAGAUCAGUUUUUUGUUGUUUUUUUGACUUCAGUCUGGGCACCCCUGGGUUGUACAUUUCUGAUCUAGUACCUGUACUAGCACAACAUAUUUAUAGCCCUGUGUUAGUACAGGGCUUGACCAAAAAUGCGAAACCCUGGUGUUUCACUCAAGGACCAGAGUUGCGAAACACUGGAUGGGAAACCGAGAGAAACUGAAGGACUCCUCUUUCCUCCUUACUUUCUCUGUUUCUAUGUGUGUGUCACUCCACUGAGUGCUUCGUUUUGUUAUAUUUUGGUAUCUACUGAAUUCUCUUCUGUACUACACACACACAUACUACAUAUGUUUGGAGGCUUAUUAAAGUAAGAUUUCCCCUG
Messenger RNA from Salvelinus fontinalis (brook trout), 3954 nucleotides. Its product is annotated as calumenin-B-like. The record is from RefSeq and is a predicted model, not a curated record. Gene Ontology annotation, cellular component: endoplasmic reticulum. Gene Ontology annotation, molecular function: calcium ion binding. Bases 80 to 1081 code for a protein of 333 amino acids. The transcript has 8 exons. Lineage: Eukaryota; Metazoa; Chordata; Actinopteri; Salmoniformes; Salmonidae.